Notothenia coriiceps (black rockcod) is the source of this 923-nucleotide messenger RNA. It is a transcript of the gene polr2h, whose product is annotated as RNA polymerase II, I and III subunit H. The record is from RefSeq and is a predicted model, not a curated record. Gene Ontology annotation, cellular component: RNA polymerase I complex; RNA polymerase II, core complex; RNA polymerase III complex. Gene Ontology annotation, biological process: DNA-templated transcription. The transcript has 6 exons. Bases 196 to 648 code for a protein of 150 amino acids. NCBI's taxonomy places the organism in Eukaryota, Metazoa, Chordata, Actinopteri, Perciformes, Nototheniidae.
AGAGGUUGAGCACAUUGUUUCUCCCAUGGCGAUACAAUCUGUCUCACACUGAAGCGUAAAUUAAUUACGUUUUACUGCUAUAAUAUAUAUAGGGCACAGUUUAAACAGACAUCACUGCAGAACAAUAGCGAGUGAGACUUUUCUGUGAGAAAAAUUGUUCAAGAACGUAUUUGAGGUUGGUAGACAAGGGUAAAGAUGGCUGGAAUUCUGUUUGAGGAUAUCUUCGAUGUAAAGGACAUUGAUCCAGAUGGCAUGAAGUUUGACAGAGUAUCUCGUCUACAUUGUGAGAGUGAAUCUUUCAAGAUGGACCUCAUCUUGGAUGUGAACAUUCAAAUCUAUCCUGUGGAUCUUGGUGACAAGUUCCGACUGGUCAUUGCCAGCACGUUAUAUGAAGAUGGAACGCCAGACGACGGAGAGUACAAUCCUCAGGAUGACCGGCCUUCUAGGGCGGACCAGUUUGAUUAUGUGAUGUAUGGGAAGGUUUACAAGAUUGAGGGUGAUGAGACUUCAACAGAAGCAGCCACACGCCUAUCUGCCUAUGUGUCGUACGGCGGCCUCCUCAUGAGGCUGCAGGGAGACGCCAACAACCUUCACGGCUUCGAGGUGGACUCCCGGGUCUACCUCCUCAUGAAGAAACUUGCCUUCUAAACCCCAGCUCUGCUCACUCAGUUGUUCCCAAUGCCACAGGCAACUUUAUAAGGAACUGCAUACUGAAAACAUUCAUAUUCUCAACCCUGGAGUAUGCAAAUAUCAUCCAAGAGCAGCUCACAGACACACAUGGAGGCAACAUAUUUCGUUUUUUUACUCUUGUAGUUACAGAUCUCCAAGGAGAUGGACUACAGAUUAUACACUGUGACACAUACAAACUGCUGCAACCUCCAUCUGUUGGUAAACUGUAAAUAAAGAUUUCUUUUAUACUAAUU